Moneuplotes crassus is the source of this 412-nucleotide messenger RNA. The record is from the annotation of a GenBank genome assembly. Lineage: Eukaryota; Ciliophora; Spirotrichea; Euplotida; Euplotidae.
UUGCAAAUAAACAAUUCUAAAUGCUUUUGAUAUUAUGGAACAAAUUAUUAUCUGAGGCUGGAACCCUAUUAUGUUUGAAUAUGUAAUGAGCCCUCAGAUUACCAAAAGUUGACUGUAUAUUAUCGUCUAUGAUUUUGUCAGAAAUAUUUUAUCCCCUGCCUUAAGCCUAGCUCCCAGCCAACUUCUUCACCAGGCCAAGCUAGCCUGCAUUUGCAGCAAGCGGCCGCGGCCAGGAGAAACUUUGGAGAGCCAUCCCCACAAGGCAGUGGAGGGUCCGCCCAGAGAUAGAUUUUAGGGAGGGAGAGGAGGAGAUGAAGUAGUGCAGAACUCCUCUACAGGCUGAUAACUUAGUUCAAGUUAGACCCUCCCAGACUUAUAAGUGUUUGUUAGUCAGUCAGUCCUUAAUAUACUG